This is a messenger RNA of Odontomachus brunneus, 4435 nucleotides long. RefSeq lists its product as uncharacterized. NCBI's taxonomy places the organism in Eukaryota, Metazoa, Arthropoda, Insecta, Hymenoptera, Formicidae. Gene Ontology annotation, cellular component: cytoplasm. The record is from RefSeq and is a predicted model, not a curated record. Gene Ontology annotation, molecular function: mannosyl-glycoprotein endo-beta-N-acetylglucosaminidase activity. Gene Ontology annotation, biological process: protein deglycosylation. The transcript has 6 exons. Bases 2120 to 3391 code for a protein of 423 amino acids.
UGAAGGAAGAGUUUUGUUGUCGAAACGAAAAUUUCGUAUACUGGACUCAUUUGGUUAAAAUAUAGUUAAAAUAGAAUCAAUUAAAUGUUUGGUAAUAGCAACCAAAAAAUUUAAUUGCCGCUAUGUGCGUUUUGCAUUUCUCAAUAAUGCAUCCUACUUGACACAAAUGGAAAAUAUGAUAAUGCUAAUCAGAUCGUACGUACCGCGAAUACAUUAGUUCCAAAUAAAAAAAUAAUAAUGCUUUGAGUAUGUAUUACCAAGCAAUUUCUUAAAUGAAACCAUAUUGUUUAGUGAUGCUUAUCACAUUAUGUGAUAAAUGUACGAUACGACCAGGUACUUCGAUAACGUCGGACUAUUUGAUAAUUAUUAUUAAAUUAUUUUGUAAUAUUUUCCACAUCAUUUAAUUGGUCUCACUAAAUGAAGAGUCUACUUUACUAAUGCUGGUAUUUGACAUAAGUAAAAGCAUAGUAAUACCAACCAGAAAUCUAUGUAUGUAUCAGAUACUUUAGUUUCAAAUGUAAAAAUAAUCUUUUCAGUGCAUGAAAUCCUCUCUUCUUGGAAACUUGAGGAUUAUUGCGGUUUGAUGAAUUCAGGCUCUCGAUUCGUAUCCGUCACAAAGGCAACAGCGAACGCGAGAAAGAAAGAAAGAAAGAGGAAAGCAGCCGUGUAUCACGAAUCCCGCGCGCGCGUUAACGGUCUUCGUACGGCACUGUAUACGGCAAGCUCUUACCGUAUGUAGUACGUAGUUACAUAGAGGUAAUGGCCGGGCACGGUGCGCGGCACACGCAGACAGGAGCACGUUUCAACGUACACCUGUGCGAAGAAUACCGUAAAGAGGCGCGCACGAUUAACUCUUCAGUGUGUCGGACCGCGUCCAAGUGCUACGCGCGGCUCUUUGCCGCUCGAUGUGUUCCUUACGCAUUGUGGAAAAUUUGCAUGCACUUCAAGCGCGAUCCUCGAGUGAUAUUUUGAGCUCGUGCGUACGCAUCCCGCUUCUCCAAAAGCGGGAAGUAACACGCGCUGUUCUAUUUCAUUUGUUUUUUUUUUCUUGUAUUAUAACUUUUACACCGGCUGGGAAAGUGAAAGUUGGAAGCGCUCGAAGCUAACCGCGUUCUUCGCGAUUCUUCGGGAAAUCAUUGGGUUGAUAUAUGAGUUCGUGCGGAACUUUUCAACAAAAUUCAAAUGCAUUUUAUUCUUGUUAAAAACAAUUUUUUUUAACGAAGAAGAAACGCGUUCCAAGCGAUUUUCCACAUCUUCCAAAGAAGCGAAGCUUAUACCGUCAAGAGAGAUUCUAUAAUGAACGAAACAGAUGAUAAUCGGAGGGAGCAACGUCGGGUGAAUAUGAUUGAUACUAACGAUCUUGAGCACAUCGCCAGCCUAAUCAGUGAUUACCACGUUAAUGAGCCGAUAAGCGAUCCUCCGCCGUGGCGACACUAAUUUGAAGACGAGCAUUACAAAACAGUAAUUAAAAUCGAUUCACAACGAAGACAACUGCUGCAUUCUCAUGUGACCAUUCUGUAAAUACCAAUUUCCGUCAAUUCCAAAAAUUCACCAAAGGAAAGGCGAUUGAAUCUUUAUACGUGCAUUUACAUAGUUACACUACGCGUAAGUUUCCAAAUCGGUCGAAUCGAAGAGAACAGAAUUCCUUACCGAGUCGAAAAAUAACAGUCAGGGAGAGAGAGAAAGAAAGGCACACUUUAUGUUCGUGCAGUAACAUCGUCGAGGACGCUCUUAUUUCAACGAAACCAACAGCGCGCGCGACUUUGUAGAGCCACGCCACGAUAUCGAAUUAAUUCGGCGCGAGACAAAGAUGCAGCGGCGCCAGAUUGCGCUCAAGGCUGCGACGACGAGUGAAAAAUCGUGGAAAAUUUGCCAAUCGAGCGGAGAACGUAGUCGCAGUCGCGACUGAGGCACUUAUCAGGUGUCCACCUUGAAGGGAAACAAAUAAGCGAGCGAGUGAAGGAGCGCGAGCACAAGAGUGAAGGAGAUUACAGACGGAAAAUUGUCUUCGUCCCGAGCGAAGAUAAUCAACGGUAUAUAAUCGCGUCCAAGAGGAGGCAAUAUUCUCCCCGUAAAACAGCCAGCGAUGCGCUGAUCGUCCCACACUCGCAGCGGCAACAUGGAGGACGCGGUGAUCGCGCUCGACUCCACGGUGAGAAGCCAGCACUCAAGCCACUCGAAGGAGUCGAAGGACUCGGCCAACUCGGAAUCGAAGCCGGAGAGCUGCCUCGAGUCGAAACACUCCAAGGAUGUGCUUAUCCCGGAGAAGCGGCCGCAGCAGCAGCAGCAGCAUCAUCAUCAGUCGCGGCAACGCGCCGCGGAAGACCGGCAAGAUCAUCGUCUGCCGGUCUCUGAGGCCAAGGACGACUCGAAUCUGCUGAUGUUCACGUCCUGCGGACAAUUGCUGCUCGGCGUCGUCCUGGUGGUUUUCGGUAUCCUGGUGCUCGUCCACGGUGCCUCCUUAGGCGGCUCCGGCGCAGGACUUUGGGCAGGUGCGGGUGCUCUGGUCGCAGGCGCGCUUGGAGUAGUCGCUACGUUAGCAACAUCCUCCACCAAGACGAAUUCCGCCUUUUCGUCCGCUCACCUCGCGUCCAGUCUGAUCGCCCUCGCCCUGUCGAACAUGGCCGCGAUCACGGCCUUGACGGCGGUGGUCAGGGACUCGCAGAGGACGCCGGAAGUGUCGCUGCUCAGCCUCUCGGGUGUCGACGGAAACGUGAUAGAAGUGGACGGCGGCUUGGCGGGUCUGUUGGCGAGCAUCGGUCUGCUGGUAGCCAGCGUAGCUGAGCUUCUGGUUUCCGGCUACAGCUGCCUGACCUUGACACCGAAACUCUGCGGCUGCCUGCGAGCCAAUGCCGCGGACGAGACGGUGAACGAGGGCCACCUGAAGACUCGCAACAUGGUCCAUCAGUGGGUCAUCGCGCAGAACCACGUGCCGAAGAGCCAGCCGAUCUACGUGGUGCAACCGGUGAUGCCUAUGCAUCCGAUGAUCCAGCCGCCGUAUGGUAUGCCGCCAGCACCGCCCGGCAAGUUCCCUGGUGGAUUUGUGCCUGCUGGACCUCUUCCUAUCUCCGCACCGGGGUACGGUCCUGUUCCUGUGCUACCCCACAUGCCGUACGCGGGACGACCGCCGUCUCAAAUGUUCCGACCGAAACACAAGCGUCAGCAAGUCGCAGAUCAGGAGGAACCAGAAAGGAAACGGCAAGUGGAGGCUAAGAGCGAGUCCCCGAAGAGGAUGUCGUCGAUCGGCGAGGAUCAGAUCGAUCUGGCGCAGACCUACACGGGCUUGGACAAGAGGAUUUCCGAGGAGUUCAUUUCGAUCGCGAUGGAUCCGGAUAGAAAGUCGAAGGCUUCCAGCAAUCACGGCAGCGAGAUUGGGACAAAAACUUUUUAAUAACUUGCGAGCAAUAUUAUAAAACUUCGUGCUGUAAGAGUGAGGUAUACUCGCGACUCACAAAGUUCAUUUUUUUAUAAAGGUAGGAUUCGACUCGUACAAAUCGUGAACUCACGUUACUAAAAUUUCACGUUCUUCAAUUUCAAGCGAUAUUAAGACAAUAUUUAUCGCGGUGUUUCGUUGAAAUCACGAGCGAUUUGAGAAAGAAAGCGCAAUUUCAUAGAGCGACGUGCGAAGAUCUUAUUUCUCCGAACUAUUUUAGAUUCAUAAGUUUUAAGUAUGAAGAGACUGUGGGAGUAUAAAAUUUUUCGUUUUUAACGAAUUGGUCGUUAAUGAAUUGGUUAGUGUAACGUUUAUUUAUCAUUGCGGAUCUCCGGCACACAAGUGCACGAAGAAUGUUUGACAUUCGCAACGCAGAUGCGUGAUGAAGUUUUAUCUCUUGGUGUUAAAUGUCAUUAGGUGCACGGAGAAAGAUUGCAGUCGAUGACUCAUGCGCCAACGAAAUGUCAAGGCGUGCAUUAUUAUUGUUGUCAGUGAUGGAACGAAUAAUCCUGUUAUCUCAUUAUUAAGCGUCGAUCGCUGAGCGCUUCCAAUUUUGUGGCGUAAUUUAACAGAGUUGAGCAACACAUUAAGACUCAAUUAAGAUCGCGUAACUUGCAUAUAACAACGUAAAAAAAAAAUAAAAAUGAAAGAACCGGCAAGCGUAAAGAUUCAUGAUAGUAUAUAUAAUUAUAACGAAAUAACUGUACGUUCUUCAGAAUAUUAUCUUGUCUUUCGGACAAGACAAAAUCUGAAGUUACCUGACCACUACCUGAAGCACGCGUUCAACCUUCUUGUUUUACCGUUUAAAUCUUCCCAUACGAAUCAGUAUAUACUGUUACAAAUCUUUAUCAGUUGAAAUAAUAUUGCAGUUUCAUUCCGUCUCGCGACGAUGGAAGUUGAAGGUUGAGUUGCGCCGUACUAAUUCAUUAAGUAUACAAAUAGAAGUAAUAUCAUUAUGUAAUUUUUUACAAAAGAUAAAUAAUAAUAUCCUAAUCGCCGGUU